AUGGCCGGCAAGGGCGACGGGCCGGCGAUCGGCAUCGACCUCGGCACGACCUACUCGUGCGUCGGCGUGUGGCAGCACGACCGUGUCGAGAUCAUCGCCAACGACCAGGGUAACCGCACCACGCCCUCGUACGUCGCCUUCACCGACUCCGAGCGCCUCAUCGGAGAUGCGGCCAAGAACCAGGUCGCCAUGAACCCCAUCAACACCGUCUUUGAUGCCAAGCGUCUCAUCGGCAGGAGGUUCUCUGAUGCCUCUGUCCAGAGCGAUAUCAAGUUGUGGCCCUUCAAGGUCAUUUCUGGGCCUGGUGAGAAGCCAAUGAUUGUUGUCCAGCACAAGGGUGAGGAGAAGCAGUUUGCAGCUGAAGAGAUCUCCUCUAUGGUUCUCAUCAAGAUGCGCGAGAUCGCUGAAGCUUACCUUGGCAGCACGAUCAAGAAUGCUGUUGUGACAGUCCCUGCCUACUUCAACGACUCACAGAGGCAGGCCACAAAGGAUGCUGGGGUGAUUGCUGGCCUCAAUGUGUUGCGUAUCAUCAACGAGCCAACUGCUGCUGCUAUUGCCUAUGGUCUUGACAAGAAGGCUACCAGUGUUGGCGAGAAGAACGUCCUCAUCUUUGACCUUGGAGGUGGUACCUUCGAUGUCUCCCUCCUCACCAUUGAGGAAGGUAUCUUUGAGGUCAAGGCCACAGCUGGUGACACCCAUCUGGGUGGUGAGGACUUUGACAACAGGAUGGUCAACCACUUCGUCCAGGAGUUCAAGAGGAAGAACAAGAAGGAUAUCACUGGCAACCCGAGGGCUCUCAGGAGGCUGAGGACUGCUUGUGAGAGGGCGAAGAGGACUCUGUCUUCCACUGCUCAGACCACCAUUGAGAUCGACUCGCUGUACGAGGGCAUCGACUUCUACUCCACCAUCACCCGUGCCAGGUUUGAGGAGCUCAACAUGGACCUGUUCAGGAAGUGCAUGGAGCCCGUUGAGAAGUGCCUGAGGGAUGCCAAGAUGGACAAGAGCAGCGUGCACGAUGUUGUCCUUGUUGGUGGCUCCACCCGUAUCCCCAGGGUGCAGCAGCUGCUGCAGGACUUCUUCAACGGCAAGGAGCUGUGCAAGAACAUUAACCCCGACGAGGCCGUCGCCUACGGUGCCGCUGUCCAGGCCGCCAUCCUGAGCGGUGAGGGCAACGAGAAGGUGCAGGACCUGCUUCUGCUGGACGUCACCCCUCUCUCCCUUGGUCUGGAGACUGCUGGAGGAGUGAUGACCGUGCUCAUCCCGAGGAACACCACCAUCCCCACCAAGAAGGGCAGGUGUUCUCCACCUACUCGGACAACCAGCCUGGUGUCCUGA
Molecule: messenger RNA, 1335 nt
Organism: Miscanthus lutarioriparius
Lineage: Eukaryota; Viridiplantae; Streptophyta; Magnoliopsida; Poales; Poaceae
Source: the annotation of a GenBank genome assembly